GGGAGGCGGAGAGAGACGCAGCGGAGAAGGAGGCGGGCUCCCCUUCCCCUUCCGCUGGAAGCCGUAGCCGUGCGCGAUGGCGAGCGGGGUUAUUAAAUGCAAAGCUGCUGUUGCCUGGGAGGCAGGUAAACCUCUCUCUAUUGAGGAGGUGGAGGUUGCUCCACCAAAAGCUCAUGAAGUUCGUAUCAAGAUAGUUGCCACUGCUGUCUGUCACACUGAUGCCUAUACUCUGAGUGGUGCUGAUCCUGAAGGAUGUUUCCCUGUGAUCCUGGGACAUGAAGGAGCAGGAAUUGUAGAGAGUGUUGGGGAAGGAGUAACAAAAGUAAAGAAGGGGGACACUGUUAUCCCUCUAUACAUCCCUCAGUGUGGAGAGUGCAAGUUCUGUAAGAAUCCUAAAACAAACCUGUGCCAGAAGAUAAGAGUCACUCAAGGGAAAGGAGUCAUGCCUGAUGGUACCAGCAGAUUCACCUGCAAGGGAAAGCAGAUUUUCCACUUCAUGGGGACCAGCACCUUCUCUGAGUACACCGUGGUGGCUGACAUCUCAGUAGCCAAGAUAGAUGCUGCAGCACCUCUGGAUAAAGUGUGCCUGCUGGGCUGUGGCAUCUCCACGGGCUAUGGGGCUGCUGUCAACACUGCUAAGGUGGAGCCUGGCUCUACAUGUGCCGUGUUUGGUUUGGGAGGCGUCGGGCUGGCGGUUAUUAUGGGCUGUAAAGUAGCAGGAGCAUCCCGGAUCAUUGGCGUUGACAUUAACAAGGAUAAGUAUGCCAAAGCCAAAGAGUUUGGAGCUACUGAGUGCAUCAGCCCCCAAGACUCCAAGAAGCCCAUCCAGGAGGUUCUGGUUGAGAUGACUGAUGGUGGUGUGGAUUACUCAUUCGAGUGCAUUGGAAACGUCGGAGUCAUGAGGGCUGCCCUGGAAGCCUGCCACAAAGGCUGGGGACUCAGUGUGAUAGUCGGAGUGGCUGCUGCUGGCCAGGAGAUCUCCACACGGCCAUUCCAGCUCGUAACUGGGCGGACGUGGAAAGGGACUGCAUUUGGAGGCUGGAAGAGUGUAGACAGUGUUCCUAAACUGGUGACUGAAUAUAUGUCCAAAAAGAUCAAGGUUGAUGAAUUUGUGACUCACACGCUGCCUUUUGACAAAAUCAAUGAGGCUUUUGAGCUGAUGCAUUCAGGAAAAAGCAUUCGAACUGUCCUGAAAUUUUAGAGCCAAAUAUGGAUCUUCUAAGUGGCCAGCAGCAUGCUGACUGCCUUGUUAUCAUGGAAUUUUUGACAGAAGAUAGAUUCAAGCAACUGAAAACUCCCUGGGAUUAGAAAGACAUGUAUUUUAGGGUGAGCAUUUUGGGUACUAAAUAAUAAACUGUUAAUCACUGAAUAGCAUUAUGGAAUUAGUCCUGAUUAUGGAACUUCUGUUUCUAUACUCAUUCCUCAAAUUCAAUAGUGGCUAACUCAAACUUACUUAAUAAAAGCUUAUUUCUAAA
Melospiza georgiana is the source of this 1475-nucleotide messenger RNA. Its product is annotated as alcohol dehydrogenase class-3. The transcript has 9 exons. The record is from RefSeq and is a predicted model, not a curated record. Gene Ontology annotation, biological process: formaldehyde catabolic process. NCBI's taxonomy places the organism in Eukaryota, Metazoa, Chordata, Aves, Passeriformes, Passerellidae. Gene Ontology annotation, molecular function: zinc ion binding; S-(hydroxymethyl)glutathione dehydrogenase [NAD(P)+] activity. Gene Ontology annotation, cellular component: cytosol. The coding region runs from base 77 to 1201 and encodes 374 amino acids.